GAGGGGUAUGUAUAUAUAUAAAGAAGGGCACGGGUUCUGCCGUGUAGACCCACCCUUCCCCUUGGCCUGCCCCUCCUGCUCCGUCCGGCUUGAAAGGCAAGGCAGGGGAGAGGUCCCUCCCUCCCUGGGCGCCUUGGAGAGGCUCCUUCUUCGGCGGGAGAAGAAGGACAGAGCCGCGGACGAUGCCGAAGAAGCCGCCCUCGCCUCUGCCUUCUGCUUCGCCGCCUCCUCCGCCUCCUUCCCCGGCUCCUCUGCCUCCGCAGGAGCGGCUCUACAAGCUGCUGGUGAUCGGCGACCUGGGCGUGGGCAAGACCAGCAUCAUCAAGCGCUACGUCCACCAGAACUUCUCCCCGCACUACCGGGCCACCAUCGGCGUGGACUUCGCCCUCAAGGUCCUGCCCUGGGACGCCCACACCGUGGUCCGCCUCCAGCUCUGGGACAUCGCCGGCCAAGAAAGGUUUGGGAACAUGACACGGGUCUAUUACCGAGACGCCAUGGGAGCAUUUAUUGUCUUUGACGUAACCAGGCCGGCAACAUUUGAGGCGGUAACCAAAUGGAAAGAAGAUUUGGACACUAAGUUGACUCUCCCCAAUGGCAAACCUGUGCCCACGGUUCUGUUGGCAAACAAAUGUGACCAGAGCAAGGAAGUGCUUGUGAAUAACGGCAUCAAGAUGGAGCAAUUCUGCCAAGAGAAUGGCUUUGUGGGAUGGUUUGAGACAUCAGCUAAGGAAAACAUAAAUAUUGACGAAGCUUCCAGAUGUUUAGUGAAGCACAUCAUGGCCACUGAGAGUGACCCUGUGGAGCAAUUCGUUGAACCUGAUGUCGUCAAGCCACACUUGAAUUCCUCCAAGUUUGUCAGCUGUUCAGCUUGCUUCCGGUCCUAAGCAACCUCCAAGCUGUUUUGGACAUUGGGACUGAGCAACACAUAACUCAGGAAAGGAAAAGUGCCUCCAAAACAUAUUGCCUGGCUUUUGCUGUGUCUGGGCAUAAAAAAAAAAAAUCUGCAUUGUUGCCAAACACUUGGCUGUAAAAGAAAAUCCAAAGUUUCAAAAACUUUUCUGAUCAUUAUUUUUAUUGUGGUGUUAUGAAUAAGUUGUGGGUGCUUCUACAAAUUUUGAUACUAAUUUUCUAACCUAUUUCAGUUAACUGUAGUUGCUCCAGCCAAAGUGCUCUUUUUAGGAAGCCCCCAGAUGGCGUAGUGGACUAAGUGACUGGAAGGUUGGGUUGCUGACCUGAAAGUUGCCAGGUUCGAAUCCCACCUGGGGAGAGUGCGGAUGAGCUCCCUCUAUCAGCUCCAGCUCCAUGCGGGGACAUGAGAGAAGCCUCCCACAAGGAUGGUAAAACAUCAAAACAUCCGGGCGUCCCCUGGGCAACGUCCUUGCAGACGGCCAAUUCUCUCACUCCAGAAGCAACUUCGGUUGCUCCUGACACGAAAAAAAAAAAAAGGAAGGCAGAAACAUCUAAACAUGACAUUUUUGGAUAGGGUUUUGUAUGUAUGUGUGAAUUGGGAGUGUGCACUAGGAACUGCAUCGCCCUCCAAUUUUUUUUUGCUGAACUUCACUCCCAGCAAUCCUAAUCAGUAUAGUCAAUGGUGAGGACUACUGGAAGUUGCAGGUAAACACUAUGUGCAGCACAGGGAAAAUACUAUUUGCAGAACAGGGUUGGCACGUUUGUCAUUGUUUGCCACCAUAGUGGCAGCCAUGGAACCCCACAGAGCUACUGGCCAUUGCCAGGUGUGUCUGCCAAUGUCAGCAAAGGCAUGACUGGUAGAAAAGAGGGGACUUUCCACCCAUCUUUUCCCCCGUCUCCAACACCUUAACAGAUACCAGCAAAGGCUGAUGGUCAAGAGGUCUCUAUGCAGGGACAUGAGAGAAGCCUCCCACAAGGAUGGUAAAACUCCAGUUGCUCCUGACACGAAAAAAUAAUAAUAAAAUAAACAAGACAAAUAAAGUCAGUCAAGUAAUAAAAUACGUAAUAUGCAUUGUCAUUUGAAGUUUGUUUAUCAGAGGAAAAAGUCAACCCCACACCCAAAAACUAUAUAUUUGCUGCCAACAUUAAUUCCAAAUCAUUGUUAUAUAUUAGAACAAUUGCACUCUUGUAAACUAGACCUGAAACUAUUUGUAUCUAAUGUACAAAGGUCUUAUCUAAUAUCCUCAUAUCAACAAUGGAACUGUUAAUUGCUGAUUAACUCUUUGGAACUUUUUUUCCAGAGCCCUUGAUGGCACAGCAGAUUAAACCACUGAGCUGCUGAAGUUGCUGAUCAAAAGGUCAGCAGUUUGAAUCUGGGGAGCUCCCACUGUUAUCCCCAGCUUCUGCCCACCUAGCAGUUCGAAAAUGCAGUGAGUAGAUCAAUAGGUGGGAAGGUAAUAGCAUUCCUUGCAGUCAUGCUGACCACAUGACCUUGGAGGUGUCUACAGACAAUGCUGGCUCUUCAGCUUAGAAAUGGAGAUGAACACGAACCCCCAGAGUCGGUCUCAACUAGACUUAACGUCAAGGGGAAGCCUUUACCUUGACCUUACUAACUUCUUUUCAUAAGUUGUUUCAAGUUGCUUUUUUGCCAUUGGGGUACUUUGUGGUCACAUUUGUUCCAUGCUGUUUUUUUUAAAAAGGAAUACAGUGUUGAGAAGCUGAAAUGGUGUGUUUUGGUUGUCAAUUGGUCACUCCAUUGCUGGCAGGGUGUGUGGGAUCAGAAUACUCAUUAGAGUUAGAAUAUUCCUCACAACUCAGUCCAUCCUGAUUUUGUAUUUUGAUGCAUGAGAACAGGUUUAAUUGUGUGUCAACAGGAUGAGUGUAUAUGGUACCACACCAUAGUUUGAUGUUACAUGAGCACAGACCCCCAUCUCCCCAUAGCCUUACAUCUACAAAUCAUGUAGUCCAGUAAUAUUUCAAAAGAGUUGAUUUUCUCUCUGUCAACUUUCCUCAAUGUCCAGCUUUCACAACCAUAUACAGAAAUGGGAAUUGUGAUAGCAUGGACAAUCCUAAUUUUAGUAUUCAAUUAAAUGUCUUGACUCUUGACACUUCAAAAUCUUGUCCAGUCCCUUCAUAGCUGCCCUCACAAGUCCUAGCUCUCAUCUGCACUCAUCCUUUAAUACAGCUUUGAAGGCAGCUUCAGAGUGCAGCAGCUCUACUACAUGUGCUGUGAAAACACAUUGCAGCACACUCUUAAGGACUUUCAACCAAGAUAAGGUAAGCUGGGUAAGCAUCUGGAAGAAAACCCUUAAUGCAUGUGUGUUUAACUUGGAGAAAAGAAAUAGCAGCAAAAAUAGCAGCAAAAAGAUUCCACCUAAACAUUAGGAAGAACUUCCUGAUAGUAAGAGCUGUUUGGAAGUGGAGCAUGCUACCUCAGAGUGUUGUGGAUUCUCCUUCUCUGGAGGCAUUUAAGCAGAAACUGAAUGGCCAUUUGUCAGGGGCGCUUUGAUUGUAUGUACCAGAAUGGCAGAAUGGGGUUGGACUGGAUGGCCCUUCGGGUCUCUUCUAACUCUAUGAUUAUAUAAUUACCUGAAACCAUGGAUAUUACCAAAUGUCAUUAAAUUAUCUGGCUUCUGGUCCCAGAAAACUUAGAGAAUUGCAUCGAUGGACUUAGAGAUUCCUAGAAAUCAUCUCUAGGAAUGUGCUAGAUUUUCCAAUGGCAACUUCUGGGUGGAAGCAUAUCAUAGGAUCACAUGAAGAUCCUAGCAAAUUUUUAGAGAGCCAACCUUCUGUAAAAUAAAGGACUUUGUUUUCUCAGUCUCUAAAGUGCUACAAGAUCCCUUUGCAUACUAACUUAUUGGAAGAAGGGUGAAUGAUAUCUUCAGACAGGAAGGAAGCAAAGAAAAAUUGAGUACAUAAAUUUAAAAAUUGAAGAUGUCGAAGAAAAAGUCAGGAUGCUUCCGAGCAUUCCUUUUCACUAAUAACUUUAUAUAAACACUAGUGUAUGUACCCAGCAUUGCCUGGCUAUGCAUUUUCAAAUGGAACCAAAGAUUAAUCCAGGUUGAUUCUUUUCUCUGUACAUAAAAAACUAUUGAAUUAUUACCCAA
Anolis carolinensis (green anole) is the source of this 4016-nucleotide messenger RNA. It is a transcript of the gene rab38, whose product is annotated as RAB38, member RAS oncogene family. Gene Ontology annotation, molecular function: GTPase activity; GTP binding. Gene Ontology annotation, cellular component: late endosome; phagocytic vesicle; trans-Golgi network. Gene Ontology annotation, biological process: phagosome-lysosome fusion; endosome to lysosome transport. The transcript is spliced from 3 exons. The record is from RefSeq and is a predicted model, not a curated record. NCBI's taxonomy places the organism in Eukaryota, Metazoa, Chordata, Lepidosauria, Squamata, Anolidae. The coding region runs from base 183 to 884 and encodes 233 amino acids.